Molecule: messenger RNA, 3351 nt
Organism: Spathaspora passalidarum NRRL Y-27907
Lineage: Eukaryota; Fungi; Ascomycota; Pichiomycetes; Serinales; Debaryomycetaceae
Exons: 2
Coding region: 101-2119 (672 amino acids)
Molecular function (GO): phosphatidylinositol binding
Source: RefSeq, a predicted model, not a curated record
AACUCUACUCCGUUGCAGCUUAUCAGUAAUUGGUAGUUCAAGAUAUACACCUUCAAAUCAUUUCUAUAUUAGAGUAAAUUAAGUAAUAUACACUACAAAUAUGGAACCAGUGAAUGAUUCACAACAAUUGAAUCAAAAUAACACCCCACAACAAGAGUUAGCUGCAGCAGAUCAACCAUUAUCAGAUGACGAAGACAACAAUCCUUUCAUACAUCAAGGCUUAGGUAGUCUCGUUAGCCAGACGUCAAAUGGUGCCAAAACAAACGACAAACCAGGUGAAGUAGCAGAUCCUGACGAAGACGACGAAUCUAUGCUCCUUUACAAUUCAAAUAUGGCCACCGGCACGUCAGCAACUGCAUCAACAACAAAGAAACCCCAUGAAACUUUCAAUACUGUACAAAUGAACUUUGAAAGCCGAGUCACCAAGUUAUUAAAACCUAACAACAAGGUCAAGGCGCAAAUCACCGAAGCUGGCAAUUCCAACGAAGGAAUGUCUAAUGCUCUGAAGAAAUAUGUGGUGUAUACCAUUAAACUAAUUAAUGUGGAAAUUCCCAACGAUGAGAUAUUGACACGAAGAAGAUAUAGUGAUUUCGAAAGUUUGAGAGAUGUAUUGACAAAGAUAUUUCCUCUUGUGGUUAUUCCUCCCAUACCUCCUAAGAACUAUUUCAAUUUCUCAGUCUGGAAUGGAUUGGUAGGAACUUCCACCAAUGGUAUUGCUUCAACAAACGGUACUUCAGCAACAGAUUCUUCUUCAAGUGCAUCUGCAGGAGGAAGUGCUCCUGUCACCACAACCACUAGCGGUGGGAAAUCGUUGCCAACAUACUCAUACAUUAAUUCAACCCAUUUAACCAAGAACAAACUAAUUGAACAUCGAAAGCGAUUAUUAACCAAUUUCCUCAAUAAUUGCCUAGAAAUUCGCCAGAUUCGUCAUUUGGAAUUCUUUGCCAAGUUUUUAGAUCCUAACGCCAAUUGGACCGAUGAAAUAGCCUUAAUUACCAGCAAGUUACCCAAAUCUAUAUACUUGCUGAAUCCCGAAAACGGAUUAAAGACAGACCCAGCAUAUUCCCAUUUACCCAGCCCUUCCAGCAAGAACACUAUACUGUUUUUCAAAGAUAAUGGAAAGAGAUUAACCAAAAAGACAAACAAAUUAUUGAGCAAUGAUGAGCUGGCUUCUAGACAACAAUCGAGUCCUGAGAGAGACGAGGUCCAGAAUCAGGAUCUGGCUUCACUGCCACAAACUUUUAACUCGACCCAGUAUAUUGUCAGUACAUCCACGCUUGAUGAUAUUAAUAAGCGGAUAAUGGGAAAUUUCAUUGGCUUGUCAAAUGAUUAUACGGAACUAGGCACCAUCUUUAAUUCAUUUUCAGUUGUUCUUGGAGACUUUCCUGGUAAAUCUAAACUGGAUGACGUGAAAUUGAAUAUAAUUUUCGAUAAGAUUGGUCAACUGUUUGAUCGAAGCUAUAUUACUAUCAAUUCUCUCAUUGGUGAAUUAGAGACCAAGUUUUCCGAACCUUUGGGGGAAGUGGUUCAGUAUACUAGUAUCCUACAAGAUAUUGCCAAAUAUAAAUCAAGAAAAUUCAGACAGAAACAAAUGCUAGAUACAGAUAUUAUUGAGAAGAAGAAAGAUUUGACCGAAUUGUUGCGAUUGGAAGAAGAAUCGUCAAGAAUUGAAACUGCAAUCAAUUCCCAAGGAAUAUCCAAAAAUACCAAAUUCAAUUUGGAAUCUGCCACUUCUAGAAAAUCUGGUCAAUCUCCCCUUAAACCAACUAGUAAUCCACAAGCACAAUCCACCACAACAAGCAAGUUUCGAUUUCCUAGUUUCAAGAAAAUUACACAAUAUGUAAGUGAAAUAAUAGAUCAGAACCCACAACAAACGCGAAAGCAGAAAAUCGUGCAACUUCAAAACAAGAUUAAAAUAUUGGAAAGAUGUCAAGAUAUAAUGUUGGCUGAUUUAUCAUUUAUUGCUGAUGAGGUCAAUAAGAACAUUGCAGCUUUCCAUACGCGACAAUUGAAGAUGAUUUACGAGAUUUUAUUAUGCUAUAAUCGAUUUUUGAUAGGGUGGGCAAAGAAAAAUAUAGAUAUAUGGGAAGAGGUGAAAGAAGAAAUUAUUAAACUAUAGGCAGAAUAAACUAGAUAGUAUUAUAAUUCUAUGGAACUGACAAGUAUUCAAUGACAGCUGGUCCCCAUUCAUCAGCACGUUUGUACUGGGAAAUAUCCUCGGGCAACCCACGGAUUGCACCGAUUAAUCUAUCACAAACUUCUCUCCCUUCCCUUUUGACCUCUGCUAGUGGAAGAAGGUAUGUUCUAAUAGUAAAUACCAUUGCUCCUGAUUUAGGUAAUUUUGUCAAACAUUGACGUUCACUUCUGUAAUGUACUUGUUUCUCAAAAUCCAAUUCUUCUAUACGUAAGGGUUCUUGAACGUACCCUUCUGGCAAAUUAUGGCCUUUGUUUGCAUCAUCAACGUAAAACUUGGGAUGGGUUUGCAUAGAAAAGUUCAGUCUAGUUACAAAUUGUCCUGGUUGAAGUCGAUUAAAGAAUCUAUUCAUGGACAUCUUCAACUUCUCGGGGUAUCCAGGAAUUGGAUGAUGGACAAAUGAAAGUGGCUUGUUGAAUCGAUCUUUAGGAUCAAAUCCAGCUGCAAAUGCAAAAACCCCACCUUUAAAGAAAUAUUCAGUUCCGUCAAUUUCAUGCUCUCUAGUGGGAUCCUUUAAAAGAAUAAUGAAAUCUUCUUCGAUAUUCUCCACCAAAUACUCCUCAAGAGUAAUUGCUUCAACUGUGCUGUUAUCUACAGGAUAACACUUGUCAGUGAUACCAUUGUGGUAUUGAUUUCCCACUUUUUUGAAAUACAUGGGAUAUUUAUCACACAUAUAUUGCAUGACGAUAUCGUAAAAUUCACGGAUGGCGGGAAUAGCCUCGUCGGUGACAAAUAACGACGAUGAUCUUGUGUCUUUAUCCUUAGGAUAGUCUUCAUGACAGUUAUGGACAAUCUUCAGUUUAUUUUCUAUACGAUUCAAAUAGGUAGGCUCAAUCAAUAACCAGUCUUGAACUUCGAGAGUUUUGAUUCCCAUAGUUAGUUUAUACACGGCAUCCUUGAAAGGGUAAGAUUUCAAAGGUGGGUCCUUGUUCCAUUGGAAAGACGGAUCUACUGCUGUUGGCUUGAUCAGUUGGACUGGUUGUCCAUAAAGUUUAGAUUUUGCUGGUAUAAUAGUUUUCUUGGUUCCAGAUAACGGAAAUUUCAAAAAUGUAGAUACGACCACUGCAAGGAAUGCUACACCCCAAGUCAAUACAUUCCAAUUAGGUUGAGAGAGAAAAACUUGGAUAUAUCCUUGUGUAGAAUUCAUAAAGUUUUAC